Molecule: messenger RNA, 978 nt
Organism: Saccharomyces kudriavzevii IFO 1802
Lineage: Eukaryota; Fungi; Ascomycota; Saccharomycetes; Saccharomycetales; Saccharomycetaceae
Exons: 1
Coding region: 1-978 (325 amino acids)
Source: RefSeq, a predicted model, not a curated record
AUGGUACGUCUUCCUUUAAAGCAGCUACUAGAGGAUAAUCCUAAGAAGGUUCUUGUACUUGAUGGUGGUCAGGGGACAGAGUUGGAAAACAGAGGUAUUAAGGUCGCCAACCCUGUAUGGUCAACUAUUCCGUUCAUUAGCGAUUCGUUUUGGUCCGAUGAGUCAUCUGCCAACAGAAAAAUUGUCAAAGGAAUGUUCAACGAUUUCUUGAAUGCUGGUGCCGAGAUAUUGAUGACUACCACUUAUCAAACAAGUUACAAAUCCGUUUCUGAAAAUACUCCCAUCAAAACCUUAUCAGAAUACAACAACCUCUUAACUAGAAUUGUUGAUUUUUCUCGGGUUUGUAUUGGUGAAGACAAGUACUUAAUUGGCUGUAUUGGUCCAUGGGGCGCUCAUAUCUGUUGUGAGUUCACAGGAGACUAUGGUCCUGACCCGCAAAGCAUUGACUUUUACAAGUACUUCAAGCCUCAGUUGGAUAACUUCAAUAAAAGUGAUAAGUUGGACUUGAUUGGGUUUGAAACUAUUCCUAAUGUCCACGAACUAAGGGCCAUUUUGUCUUGGGAUGAGAGUAUUCUAUCUAAACCUUUUUAUAUCGGGUUAUCUGUGCAUGAGCACGGCGUCUUGCGAGAUGGCACUACCAUGGAAGAAGUUGCAAAAGUUAUUAAGGGCUUGGGUGACAAAAUAAAUCCUAACUUUUCGCUUCUGGGAAUUAACUGUGUUAGCUUCAACCAAUCUCCUGACAUUCUUGAGUCUCUGCAUCAAGUUCUGCCUAAUAUGGCCUUACUUGCUUACCCCAACAGUGGAGAAGUGUACGACACUGAGAAAAAGAUAUGGUUACCAAAUAGUGAUAAGCUUAAUAGCUGGGACGCUGUAGUUAAACAGUACAUUGGCAGCGGAGCUCGUAUCAUCGGUGGUUGUUGUAGAACAAGUCCAAAUGACAUUCAAGAGAUUUCCACUGCUGUCAAGAAGUACACUUAG